Messenger RNA from Aspergillus ruber CBS 135680, 228 nucleotides. RefSeq lists its product as uncharacterized. NCBI's taxonomy places the organism in Eukaryota, Fungi, Ascomycota, Eurotiomycetes, Eurotiales, Aspergillaceae. The transcript is spliced from 2 exons. The record is from RefSeq and is a predicted model, not a curated record. The coding region runs from base 1 to 228 and encodes 75 amino acids.
AUGGGUAUCAUCGAGAAGUUGCAAGCCAAAAUCGAACUCUACCGCCUGGAGCAGCGCUACGCUCGCCGCAAGCACCGCACCUCGUUCCACGAUGUCCAGUAUGUCGACGGAGAGUACGUCUUCAACAGUUCCUUGAACUCGCCCACAUCGAGCGUCUCCAAGCACUCCACAGGAGGUCACGGGAAAUCGUCAACCUGGAACACAUCCAAUGAGUCGCGAUGGCGGUGA